AGGUAUCAGCGUGGCGCGGCGUGGUGCGGCACGGUGCGGUGAAUGCGAUUCUAACGUCUUCUUUCGCGUUUGAUGAUUUCGCGCGAGACUCACGCAUUCCUGGGAUAUGGCGAUCACGUGCGAGCUUCGUCGAUGCUUUUUUUGCGGUUGUUUGCCUUUUCAUCCUCCUUAGUGUCUGUGCCCUAAGUCGCACGUGAGUGAUAGACUACCAGCGUGCAUUCAAACAUUGGUUACUGGUACUGCGCGUUACAUCAGUACGUGAGCUUAACAGAACAACGGCUCAUGACAUACAAGGCUUCUUCAUGGCAUUGUCGCAACAGAGCGACAUUUCUCGACACGAAUUUGAGAUAUGAGAAUCGCCACACGUAUUAAUUAGCAGAACUUACAUUUACUCAGAUAUGGAAAAAAGGAUGCGUUUGUCCCAUUCCUGCACAAGGAAUGGAAGUCCUUUGGAAAUGCGUGGGAGGGUCCACCAACAAAAUUAUGGAUCGAGGCUACGCGAGGGUUCACGACUGCGCAUGACUAUUCGCCGUUAUUACCCUAGUCAUACACACGUACAUGCCGAACGCACGAGCCCUUUCCUGCUGGAGAACCUCUUCUUUGAGAUCCCUUGUUCUUGGAGGCGUUACGAGGCACUGUGGUACGUGCCAGCAUAGGGCAAAAUUUGGAGAUUAAUAAGUAAUACAGAUUAAUAAGUAAUACUCGAUAAAAGAGAGUAUGGGUGAAAAGACGUUCAACCUUACAUGGAACAAUCAUCUGGCGAAUCUGUCGGGUUUAUUCGAAGCUCUUUACAAAAGUGGUUCCUUGACGGACGCGACUUUGGCUUGCCAGGGUGGUAUGUUAAGAGCCCAUAGAUUGGUGCUAGCAGCGUGCAGCCCUUAUUUCGAAAGGGUUUUUAAGGAACAUUACGGAGAGCAACCCAUUCUCAUUUUAAAAGGUGUCGCUGUUGAAGAAAUGGAAUGCCUUUUGGAUUUCAUGUACAAAGGAUCCAUUGAUGUAGCAGAGGAGCAUCUUCCUUCGCUGAUAAAAACUGCCACCGAUUUGGAGAUACGUGGUCUCUCUGGGGAAUCGAAAAACCAAGAGAGUAACUGCAAUCUCUAUACCAGGGUUGAGACGCGAAUGCAACGAUGCCAUAUUGAAACUAGAGUGCAUACUACUGAAUACAUCAAAGAACCAUCAGUAAUUCCUUUUCUACCAAAACACUCGACCGUCGAUGCGAUGGAGGAUCACAUUAAAGUGGAGGACAUCGAAGUGGAAGAUGAUCCGAUGGUGAUCGACGGGCAUGAGGAUAGCUUCGACGAGUUUCCGCGAUCCACGGAAACGCAAAUUUUGCUAUCAUGUUGCUGUCAUCAGGGCAUUAGUAAUUUCGUUUAGGGCAAUCUAGAGGCAUUAUACGGACAACGGUAAACGAGUGGAAAUGCUAUAGCUAACUUAUUGCCAUAAAUCUUACAGUCUAUUGGAAAUUUUCGUAAAAUAUUUAGUCCAAAUUUCUGUCAACUGAAUGGAAAUGGAACGUUAUCAAGCAGUAGGUAUGAGCUACCACCAGAGGGAUACGUCGAGUUAAAUUUCUCGAUUUUAAAA
Messenger RNA from Acromyrmex echinatior (Panamanian leafcutter ant), 1581 nucleotides. RefSeq lists its product as uncharacterized. Gene Ontology annotation, biological process: regulation of transcription by RNA polymerase II. The record is from RefSeq and is a predicted model, not a curated record. Gene Ontology annotation, molecular function: protein binding. Gene Ontology annotation, cellular component: nucleus. NCBI's taxonomy places the organism in Eukaryota, Metazoa, Arthropoda, Insecta, Hymenoptera, Formicidae.